AUGGCGGCCGUGGUGGGCCACGGGAUCGCCGAGGGCGGCGGCGGCCGCGGGUUCCUGGGCCCGCGGGUGCCCGCCGAGGUGGAGGCCAUGGCCCGGGCCCUGCAGGACCUGGGCAAGGACACGUUCCGGCGGCUACUCAAAGUCACCGUUAAUGCACUGGAAGGAAAAGACUGCAAGGAAUCUGUCAAGCUGAUUGCAGAGAGUGCUAAUCUCUCAGAAGAGCAACUUGCUUUCCUCAUUUCUGGCAUGUAUACCCUUCUCCGAGAGGCGUUGAGACUCCCCAUAUCAACCUUCAAACAAGAAGCUUUUAAGGAAGACUUGAAGGAGCUCAGGAUACCAGAAGAUUUCAUUGUGGACUUUUCCAGUGUAGUCUUUGGUAACAGGCGUCCUGCUUCCGAAGGCACAGCUCUGCUACAAAGAAGUAGGCUACCAGCUAUCCAGGACUUCAAGUGGAGAGUGGACGUAGCAAUAUCCACAAGCUCACUGGCCCGUGCACUUCAACCAUCCAUUCUGAUGAUGAUGAAGCUUUCAGAUGGGACAGCUCAUCGCUUUGAAGUGCCAGUUGCAAAGUUUCAAGAAUUGAGAUACAAUGUUGCCCUUAUACUGAAGGAAAUGAAUGAUUUGGAGAAGAGGAGCAUACUGAAGAUCCAAGACUGAACACUUUUAAAUUGGGAGUUUAUGGAAGAGACCUGGGACCCUCAGCGUGUUUUGUGAAUGAUAGAGCAGGGGAUCAUCACCACUUUGCCUGUAUGAACUUCAAUGUGACAUUUAUGAUGUCUGCUGUAAAUAUUUUUUUCAAUUCAAGUGUUUAAAAGCACAAGCUCUUUUUGUAAGACUUAGGAAAACCAAAAAAUGUAUCUGUGAAAAAGUAUAAUGCUGUUUGCGAGCAUUUUGCAUGAUUCAUCAAAACAUUUUUUAAAUAACUGUCUUAAUAGAUGUAAGAGUCAUUUAUUUCUGAUUAUGAUUCAUCACUUUAAUUAUUUUUGAAAGUCUGCUACCGGAAGCCCCAGCAAUGUGUAUGUAUCACAAGAAAGCUCUGCAAUACUUCAAAUAAAAAAUAAAAUAACAACCCCA
Molecule: messenger RNA, 1074 nt
Organism: Neopelma chrysocephalum (saffron-crested tyrant-manakin)
Lineage: Eukaryota; Metazoa; Chordata; Aves; Passeriformes; Pipridae
Product: COMM domain-containing protein 5-like
Exons: 7
Coding region: 1-657 (218 amino acids)
Cellular component (GO): nucleus
Source: RefSeq, a predicted model, not a curated record